AUGGGAACCGUUGCAUCAAAUGCUAAUGGUGCUGAUGAUUUAGGUGCCUUAUCAAAUAUUCCUUAAAAUAUUCGUUCGUUUGAAUUAAAGGUCGACUUAGCAAAAGAAGUACAUCCAACAUUAAAAUAGCUAUAAUUUUGGUCACUUUCAGAUAUUAGAUAAGUUUAUGAGAAAUUUUAAAGGCGAAGCAAUAUUCCAUUUUUAGAUGUCACAUUAUUUUGUAAAGUGGUUCCUUUUACAAGGACAAAUGCAAUGUAUAUAUUUAAACAUUUUUGCAAAAAUAUAAAUUUAUUGUCAGUUUAUGAGUUUUUAUGUGUUUUAGUUAUUUGUGCGUAUACUCAUUAUGUUAAUAAAAUCCAUUGUAUAUUUUUUAUUUAAAAUAUUUUAUUUUAUAUUUUAAAAGUUUUGAUUGUUUUAUUUGAUUUAGAUUGCAAUGGAAGUAUAUCUUUAAAUGAAUUACUUAUUAUUUUUAAAUCUGUAUUUAUGGGUUAUUGUAAACUAACAGAAACUGAAAUACCUACUUAUGGCACGUUAGAAAAAUUUGCUAAACUUAUGUUUUUGAAAUCUGAUAUUCAAGCAGAUAACUCAUUAGAAUUAAAAGAAAUUAUUGAAUGGGUUGAAGGUAAUGGAAAAGCAAUGGAGUUAUUUGCUCGAUUUGAACCUUAAUAUAAAAUAAAAGAAAAUUUUGAAGUGUUUAGAUUUUUCAGAAAAUAUAGAGAAGAAGACUCUCAAGAAAUAUUAAAAUUAAUAAAUUAAGCAUAUUAAUCAGAAUAUUAUCAUUCUGACAUAUAAAAAAUGAUGGGAAAUUAAGGUAAAGUUGGUUACUUAGCUACUACUAAAAAUAGAUAAAAUAAAAUGUUCUCUUAAAUUUUACCAAAACUAGUAAAUAAUGCAGUUAAGGAGACUUAGGCAAUAGCAGCUGACAUUGGUGAUUAAGAAUUAUUAGAAAUGGAGAUUAUAGAAAAAGCUAUUGAUUCUCACGCUAAAAAAUAUGAUAAUAAAAAUGAUAAAAUAGUAAGUAAUUCAACUCUCCCUUAAAUAAAAAUAUCAUCUCCUACUAAGCACAAAAGCCAUAUUUCUAAAAACAUAAUAAUAAUAUAAGGAAAUACUUUAACAAGAUAAGAAAUUUUUAAACUAAAAGAUUAUUUUGAUAAAUUAUCUGACCAUAAUAAUUAAAUAACCAUUAAAGAAUUUACAAAAGCUUUUUCUGAUAAGCCACAUAUGAAAAGAGUAACAGCUAGUUUAUUUAAUUUUUUGGAUUCUAAACAAAGAGGUACGGUUACUUUUGAAUAGUUGUUAAUUAAGUUGUAUCCUUCAUUAACAAAAACUCAUUUAAAAUUGAUUAAUAAUUGGAUUAAUUAAUAUGUGAAUACAUUUUCUAUUGAAAAUUAAGGAAUGAUAAUAGAUAAUAAUGAUAAUAAGUAAGUAAAAAGAAAAAGGGUUUUACCUCGAGCUGCUUUAAAAAGGGUUUAAGAAGUUUUUGAGUUAUUGGAUGUGGAAAAGAAGGGAUAUAUAACACCAGAAAAUUUUAAAGCAUAAUAUAAAUACGGAUAUACUCAAAAAGAAAUUGAAGAAAUUUUUGAAAAACAUAAUAAGGAAAAAGACGGAAAAUUAAGUAUGGAUGAUUUUAUUAAAAUGAUUUUGCCUUUAGAUUAUACAAUAGGAGAAGAAGAGGAAAAUUGA
Ichthyophthirius multifiliis is the source of this 1683-nucleotide messenger RNA. RefSeq lists its product as hypothetical. The record is from RefSeq and is a predicted model, not a curated record. Gene Ontology annotation, molecular function: calcium ion binding. Lineage: Eukaryota; Ciliophora; Oligohymenophorea; Hymenostomatida. The transcript is spliced from 10 exons.